AUGUGGAUUGGCAGCAUUGCUCAUAAUGGAACGUCCCCCUUCAAUACCGAUUCCUCAUAUACCGUCUAUCGCAAUGUUAUGGACUUUGGUUGCAAAGGUGAUGGCGUAACGGAUGACACUGCUUGUAUCAACAAAGCCAUUUCAACCGGCAGCCGGUGUGGGUCCAGCUGUGGUACCUCUACCACUGCUCCUGCUCUCGUCUACUUUCCUUCGGGAAAGUAUCUUGUUUCAACACCCAUCGUGAUGUACUACUACACACAGUUGGUGGGAAAUGCAUUGAAUCCCCCCACGCUCUUGAUGGCUCCCUCCUUCCAAGGCAUUGGACUCAUUGACUCAGAUCCUUACGGGGCUGGAGGCGUACAAUGGUAUCAGAACCAGAACAACUUUUUCCGACAAGUCAGAAACUUUGUCUUCGAUCUUACCCAGACUCCUGCAACCUCAUCAUCUACCGGUAUUCACUGGCAGGUGGCUCAAGCUACUUCUUUGACCAACUUGGUCUUCAAGAUGUCCAAAGCCACAAACACCAAUCAUCAAGGUGUCUGGAUGGAGAAUGGUUCAGGUGGUUUCAUGUCUGACCUUGUGUUUGAUGGUGGAAAGUUCGGUCUUUGGGUUGGUAACCAGCAGUUCACGUCGAGAAAUCUUACCAUUAGCAAUGCUCAAACCGCCAUUUAUAUGAACUGGAACUGGGCUUGGACCUUUAAGACUUUGAACAUCAACAACUGCAAUGUCGGUAUUGACAUGACUGCAGGUGGUCCCACUUCUCAAGGUGUUGGCAGUAUCACUGUCGUGGAUGCUAAAAUCAGCAAUACCCCAACAGGUGUUCUUUCUGAUACCUCUUCCACUUCUCAGACCAAGGCAUCUGGAUCUUUGAUUUUGGAUAAUGUUGUUUUGGAUAAUGUACACACUGCUGUUGGAAAUGGUACUAUGACCAGCUUGGCCGGAACUUCAGGCACCAUGACCAUUACUUCAUGGGGUCAAGGCUCUCUCUACACAAACACUAGCGGCUCCGGAACCUUCAACCAAAAGACCCUCCCAGUUCUCCCCAAGAAAAGUGCUAGUCUCUUGGCUUCAGAUGGAAGAUUCUUUGAACGCCCUAGGCCACAAUAUGAACAAUAUGCUGCUAGCGACUUCGUUUCUGUUAAGGCUUCUGGUGCCCGGGGUGAUGGUAAAACCGAUGAUACUGCCGUUAUUCAAAAAGUUUUAACAGAAUCCGCUGGCUGCAAGAUCGUCUAUUUCCCUGCCGGUGUGUACAUUAUCAGCAAGACUGUUAAUGUUCCCGCAGGAACAAGAAUUGUUGGUGAAGCCUGGUCGGUCUUGAUGGCCAAUGGAGCUGCUUUCUCCUCAGAAAUGAAGCCCACACCUAUGCUCAAGGUUGGAAAUACUGGUGAUAAAGGAGUUGCUGAAAUCUCCGACAUUAUCUUUGCCACCAAAGGUGCUCAACCUGGUGCUAUUCUUGUUCAAUGGAAUAUCCGCGAUCCUGCCGGUCAACCUGGUUCAACUGGAAUGUGGGAUACACAUUUCCGCAUUGGAGGUACUGCUGGAACAGAGCUUCAAGCUGCACAAUGCCCAGCCGGAGAAAGUGAAAAGGACGCUUGCAAGGCUGCCUACAUGUUACUUCAAUUGACAAAGUCAUCCUCCGCUUAUCUUGAGAAUGUUUGGGCCUGGACCGCUGAUCAUGACCUUGAUGGUGGCCCUCAAGUGAGUAUCUACACUGGACGUGGUAUCUCUGUAGAGUCUACUAAAGGCCCCGUUUGGAUGUAUGGUACCGCUUCAGAACACAACGUGCUAUACCAAUACCAAAUCGCUAAUGCAAAGAAUGUGUUGAUGGCCAUGAUCCAAACUGAGACUCCUUACUAUCAACCUGGACCUAAGGCACCUCAACCUUACACUCCAUCUAAGUCAUACAAUGAUCCUACAUUCUCCAACUGUGCUGCUGGUUCAGACAAUUGUGCCUUGGCCUGGGGUCUCCGAAUAAUCAAAUCGUCCGAUGUGUAUGUGUAUGGAACUGGUUUGUACAACUUUUACAGCAACUACAGUCAAACUUGCCUUGAUACCGAGGACUGCCAAGAUGCUAUGGUUGACUUGGAAUCCAAUAAGAAUGUCUAUCUCUACAACUUGAACACCAAGGCAGCAACCAAUAUGGUAACUAGCGGUGGAAAAUCCUUGGCUAAGCAAGCCGACAAUACCAACAAUUUCUGCCAAACUGUCAACGCUUUCCUGGUCGAGGCUAAGGCGUAA
Messenger RNA from Umbelopsis ramanniana AG, 2238 nucleotides. RefSeq lists its product as uncharacterized. Gene Ontology annotation, molecular function: polygalacturonase activity. The coding region runs from base 1 to 2238 and encodes 745 amino acids. The transcript has 3 exons. NCBI's taxonomy places the organism in Eukaryota, Fungi, Mucoromycota, Umbelopsidomycetes, Umbelopsidales, Umbelopsidaceae. The record is from RefSeq and is a predicted model, not a curated record.